AAAGAUCAUAGAAGCACAGAGUGGGGUUGGAAAGAUCCUUCAAGACCGUAGAACCGUGGGAUGGUUGGGUUGGAAGGGAUCACAGAUCACCCAUCCAAACCCCAGGCUGAGCAGCGCUGCGCUCACACCCCACACCACGAGGUCGUUCCGCUCCAGCUGGGCUUGGAUUCGAGCAGCAUUCAUGACCCAACGCUUGGUAGCAUUUCACACCUGUCAAAAAAUUCCACGCGAACGCGUCGGCCCUCUUUCAUUGUUGGGCCGUGGUUGUGGGGAGCUUUUUUUGUUGUUGUUGGUUUUAUUUUUACUAUUUCACUGAAGCAGCAGGAUGUUGGAUGUUGGGAAGGGGACGGAUUUGGCCUCAGCUCAGGUUUUGUGCCUGCAGCACCCUCCCGUAUCGCCCUUCUUCCACCAGCAGAAGCUGACAGCUAAAGGGCUGCUCGCCGCUCCUGGCCUCUCCAUCAUUGUUUUUAUUUUUCAAGUGUAAAUUACAGGAAAAAAGACAAAGAGAAAAAGGGAGAGACGCUCGCAAAGGCACACAAAAGGAGAGAGAGAAAUCCCACCCCGUUCUGCUCGUCCCACACACCGCAGCCGAAAGCCACAGCGCAGCACAAAUCCAUGGUGGUAUUUGGAAGGGAUGAGCCCACCCCUGACCUUUCCAACCCAGCUUCAUCUCAAGACAAGAAAUCAAUGUCUGGCCCUGGGAACAACCAACCCCUGGCACAACUUCCCAGGGAGGACAGAAUCCCCAUCGCUGGAGGAACCUCAAGGCUCUUCCAGACCAAGUGCAGCAGCUGCCUGAAGGCCAUCGCUCCCUCCGAGCUCAUCAUGCGGGUGCUGGAGAACGUCUACCACGUCCACUGCUUCUAUUGCUGCGAGUGUGAGCGGCGUCUGCAGCGGGGAGACGAGUUUGUGCUCAAGGAAGGGCAGCUGCUGUGCCGCAGCGACUACGAGAAGGAGAAGGAGAUGCUGAGUGCCAUCAGCCCCACGCCAACCGAGUCCGUGAAAAGCGAGGAUGAGGACGGCAGCCACUCGCACGGCAAAGGCAGCGAGGACAGCAAAGACCACAAACGCUCCAAGCGCCCGCGCACCAUCCUCACCACGCAGCAGAGGAGGGCAUUCAAGGCUUCGUUUGAGGUCUCCUCCAAACCCUGCAGGAAGGUGAGGGAGACCCUGGCGGCGGAGACGGGGCUGACGGUGCGGGUGGUGCAGGUGUGGUUCCAGAACCAAAGAGCAAAGAUGAAGAAGAUUGCACGCAGGCAGCAGCAGCAGCAGCAGCAGCAGGAGCAGGAGCAGAUGGGCAAUCCUCGCCUGGGGUCCGGGAGGGGGACGGGGCGCAGCAGCAGGCAGAGCAACGACGACAGCGAAGAUGGUGCAAGCGUUCACGGCCUGGAUGGGCUGAUGGUCCCAUAUCCCCGGCUCCCCCAGCAGCAGCUGCUGCCCCUGGACCAGAAUGGCUACAGCACGGACCUCUACAGGCAGGGCCUCACCCCACCACAGCUGCCCGGAGACCACCUGCACCCCUACGAUUCAGAAGGAGUUUUCCAUGACAUGGACAGCGAGAGCAUCAGCCACCUGGGGGACUGCCUGCUGUCGACGGCCGAAGCCAACCUCCUGCAAGCCCGCGUGGGCAACCCCAUCGACCGACUGUACUCCAUGCAGAGCUCCUACUUCACCUCCUGACCUUCAAACAGCUCUCCACCAGGACCCACCAGGACCCACCAGUAUCUCGGACGGGUGCUGCUCUGGGUUCGGACACGAGACAUUCCUUGAGUGCUGCACAACGGAGGAGGCGGCGGAUCCGGCCCACGCAGAAACGCUAUUCUGCAACCCGAAGGACUCGGGGUUGCCUCUCUCCUUAUUUUCUAUCCUCAAUGGACGGUAUGAUGUUGUUUAGCUGUUCCUUUAGCAGUUUGUCCCGUGUUUGAGCAUGACGUCCUUCCGACACAGACUGGCCAAGCCGAGCGGAGCGGCCCCAAGCAGCAGCGCAGGCUUCUUCCUCUUGUUUAUUCAAUCCCUGCUGCGCUGGUUUGCCUCGUUCCUCAGCCCAGACGCUUUGUGGAGCAAGGUUAACUUCCAACAAGGUCCUGAGGCCUCUCCAAGGGACGCCUCUCUGCUCCAUGCCCCUCUUCACGGCCACCGCAGGGCAGUUUUCAUCUGACAUUUCAGAAAGGCGCCGUCGCCUGGCUUUGGAAUGAAACAGCUGGGAUCAGUGUCUGCCUCCAGAAAUGGGAGCAUUUCUGCUCCGUCAAGGAUGCCAAGAGGAAUGUGGCAAAACUGCAGCGAGUUCCCCAUUGCUGUCACACCUUUUGUCCUCCAAAAGGGCGCUUUUACUCCGUUUGUGGACAGAGCACAAAAUCACAGCUGCCAGCCGUGCUCCUUUCUGCUUUUUUUCUUUUUCUUUUUUUUUUUUUUCCGUUUUAAAACAGCAAAGCGAAGAGGAUUUGCUCCAAAAAUAUUCCUGCUGGAAAGCCUUUAUAGCUUUGCCCACAGCAGGUUUUUUUGGCAACCCUGCCCACGGCAGGUGGGUUGGAACAAGAUGACUUUUGAGGUUCUGCCCAACCCAA
This is a messenger RNA of Centrocercus urophasianus (Greater sage-grouse), 2564 nucleotides long. RefSeq names its product LIM homeobox transcription factor 1-alpha-like. Gene Ontology annotation, cellular component: nucleus. The transcript is spliced from 8 exons. Gene Ontology annotation, molecular function: RNA polymerase II transcription regulatory region sequence-specific DNA binding; DNA-binding transcription factor activity, RNA polymerase II-specific. Gene Ontology annotation, biological process: neuron differentiation; regulation of transcription by RNA polymerase II. The record is from RefSeq and is a predicted model, not a curated record. The coding region runs from base 616 to 1680 and encodes 354 amino acids. Lineage: Eukaryota; Metazoa; Chordata; Aves; Galliformes; Phasianidae.